UGUUGCAUUCGCAUUGCAUAGACUUAAUUCACAUAUUUCAGCUUUUGGCUUCCAUCUCAUGCAUAUUCCAUCUCUUUUUAGCCACUUGAACCGCCACCAACUCUAGCAAGAAAAUAUCAGAAGGAUAAUGGAUAAGAUAGAGCACAUUACAGUUGCCACAAAUGGCAUAAACAUGCACGUAGCUUCAAUAGGGACGGGCCCAGUUAUCCUCUUCUUGCAUGGGUUCCCUGAACUCUGGUAUUCAUGGCGACACCAACUCCUCCAUCUUUCGUCCCUCGGUUACCGUUGCGUUGCCCCAGAUCUUCGUGGAUAUGGUGACACAGAUGCUCCUGAAUCAGCUAGCCAGUACACCGGUCUCCACGUCGUUGGUGACCUGAUAGGUCUUCUCGACUCCUUUGGGAUUGAUCAAGUGUUUCUGGUUGGCCAUGAUUGGGGGGCUAUGAUUGCUUGGUACUUGUGCUUGCUUAGACCUGACAGGGUUAGGGCCUUGGUCAACUUGAACGUUGCAUUCAUGGCUAGAGACCCGAAAACUAUUAACCCCAUGGAGGCUUUGAAGAGUAUUUAUGGUGAGGAUUACUAUGCCUGCAGGUUUCAGGAACCUGGCCCUGGAGAGAUUGAAAAAGACUUUGCUCAAGUUGCCACUGCAAAAAUGUUGAGGAUAUUCUUUUCAAGUUUCGGUCCGAAUCCCUUAAUAGUGCCCAAGGAAACAGGAUUCAGAGGCAUACCUGAUCCUCCAUGCUUGCCUCUUGGAUUUUCAGAAGAAGAUAUCGAUUUUUACGCCAACAAGUUUAACCAAAAAGGAUUCACUGGAGCUUUAAAUUAUUAUCGAGCCAUCAAUCAAACCUGGGACCUCAUGGCACCAUGGAUUGGGGUAAAAAUCCAAGUACCUGUUAAGUUUAUUAUAGGUGAUCAGGACAUCAACUACCACCUUCCAGGGCUAAAGGAAUACAUACUCAACGGCGGGUUCAAGAAAGAUGUGCCACGUUUGGAAGAAGUGGUUGUAAUGGGAGGAGUAGCCCACUUUCCCAACCAAGCAAGGCCGGAAGAAGUCAGUGAACACAUCUAUAGCUUUUUCAAGAAGCUUCAGUUUAUCAAUAAUAAUCCCAAGGCCAAUAGUACUACAUCAUCACUCAAUGGAAAUAGAGUCUCGGAUCUAGCUCACUUGCAUGCCUUGUAAGAGGAAUUCCAUUUGUUUUUUGAUAACUAAAUGAUUUCUAAUUGUGUUAAUUUCGUUUCAAUCACUAAACAUCAUGCAAUUUCUUUUCGUUGUCCGGGAUUUUUCUUUCAGAUAAAUUAAUGAAUAUUUUUUUCAACGUGCCAA
Messenger RNA from Populus nigra (black poplar), 1321 nucleotides. RefSeq lists its product as uncharacterized. Bases 128 to 1177 code for a protein of 349 amino acids. The transcript has 3 exons. The record is from RefSeq and is a predicted model, not a curated record. Lineage: Eukaryota; Viridiplantae; Streptophyta; Magnoliopsida; Malpighiales; Salicaceae. Gene Ontology annotation, molecular function: hydrolase activity.